Molecule: messenger RNA, 1976 nt
Organism: Pistacia vera
Lineage: Eukaryota; Viridiplantae; Streptophyta; Magnoliopsida; Sapindales; Anacardiaceae
Product: probable protein arginine N-methyltransferase 6
Exons: 13
Coding region: 211-1461 (416 amino acids)
Biological process (GO): peptidyl-arginine methylation
Molecular function (GO): protein-arginine N-methyltransferase activity
Source: RefSeq, a predicted model, not a curated record
UGGUUAGUUUUGUAAAUUACUCGAUAAUACUAUUAAUUUGAGGGUUUUUGAGUUUGGGGGUUAUUUUUAUUGAAGCUUUAAAAGAGUGGUCAGUUUGACAAAUUACUUAAAACUCUUCGUCGUCGUCUUCAACGAGUGUCUCCUCUUAACCCUGUUCGACUAGCAGCAGCUGCAGUGACAAAAAUUCAAAAAUAAAUUAAUAAAAGAGAAAUGUACUCUAGUAUGGGAUACAGUAACGGCUACCAUAAUCACCAGCAACAGCAACCGCAGCAGCAACAAGAGCGAAUGGGAGGAAUCACGAGUCAAAGGGAACGAGUCCGAAGGGGCGGCCGCAGGUCACGUGACUCGCUUAGGGUUUCAGAGCAUCAGCAACAAAAUGAGCGGAAGCCAGCGACGCCUUGUACAGACUUCGAUGUUGCCUACUUCCACUCUUACGCUCACGUCGGUAUCCACGAAGAAAUGAUCAAGGAUCGUGUACGGACGGAAACUUACAGAGCAGCAAUAAUGCAGAAUCAAAGUUCUAUUGAAGGCAAAGUUGUAGUGGAUGUUGGCUGUGGAACGGGCAUCCUUUCUAUAUUUUGUGCUCAGGCUGGUGCUAAACGGGUGUAUGCAGUGGAUGCAAGUGAUAUUGCAGUGCAGGCCAAUGAAGUUGUAAAGGCAAAUAAUUUAUCUGACAAGGUCAUUGUAUUGCACGGACGAGUUGAGGAUGUUGAAAUAGAUGAAGAGGUUGAUGUUAUUAUCUCCGAGUGGAUGGGAUACAUGCUUCUAUAUGAGAGCAUGCUGGGAAGUGUCAUCACUGCCAGAGAUCGCUGGCUAAAACGUGGAGGUCUUAUUCUUCCUUCAAAUGCUACAUUGUACAUGGCACCAGUUACACACCCUGACAGAUACAAUGAAAGCAUUGAUUUUUGGCGUAAUGUUUAUGGAAUCGAUAUGUCUGCUAUGAUGCCGUUAGCUAAACAGUGUGCAUUUGAAGAGCCUAGUGUUGAGACAAUAACGGGUGAGAAUGUUUUGACAUGGCCACAUGUGGUUAAGCAUGUGGAUUGUUAUACCAUUCAAAUUCAUGAGCUAGAAUCUAUUGCAACAGCAUUCAAGUUCAAGUCAAUGAUGCGUGCUCCACUGCAUGGGUUUGCAUUCUGGUUUGAUGUUGAAUUCAGUGGCCCAGCUCUAUAUCCUGCCAAUAACCACAUACCAUCUGUAGUUCAUCAAAUUGAUGGUUGCCAGAAGAAAAAACGUGCCAAUCCAAAUGAAGCACUUGUGCUGUCCACAGCACCUGAAGACCCACCAACACAUUGGCAACAGACAUUGAUAUACUUUUAUGACCCUAUAGAAGUGGAGCAAGAUCAGCUAAUUGAAGGCUCUCUAGUACUUUCACAAAGCAAAGAAAAUGCUCGAUUCAUGAAUAUUCACCUUGAAUAUGCUUCAGGUGGUCGAUCCUUUGUGAAAGAGUCAGUGAUGCGGUGAUCCUUUGAAAGAAAGUGCUCCUUAUUCUUCUUACAUUGAAGCCUUACGAGUUGUUGCAAGUGUCAACAUGGAAAUUUCAUGCAUGUAAUUCUCAGCAGCAGUUUGCCUUUUACAUGGACUGCUUUAGCUGACAGUGUGGAAGAGGCUCAAUCUCAUUAACUUUUACCAAAUCGAACCUCAAGAAGAGACACACCAUUUAUUUCACUAAUUAUAAAUCACUAAUGUAGGUGAACCAUUUUAGGGAAUUUUCUUUUUAAUCGUGCCAAGUGUUUGUUUAAUUGCUGGAUGAGUUGUAUUUUUUAUUUUAUUUUUAUGUGAUAGGUAUAAGCUAUAGGGCAAAUGGGUCACUAGUUUGUGAGUUAAAAAAUUUGUUAUUUGUGAUGUCAAUUUUAUUUAAGGCCGUUAGUUCCAAAUGGUGUGUGUAUAUACACCAGCCAGGAACUUGUUGGGAUGUUGUAACAAAAAUUGUACUCUUUCACCAUUUCAAUCUAUUUGCUGAUAUAUUGUGAGUUUUG